GCCGAUGACGUAUAUGAAAACAAACUAAGCCAAUCACAGCGAGGCAGCGCGGUCAGCUGACAGCAGCUUCCGGCAGUGACGUCAGGUGUUGUGAAAAUGGCCGGACACGAACAUCAUCAUCACUUCUCUCUGUGCUUCUGUGAUUUAAUGAGGUUGUUGUGGUCUCUGGUGGUCCCCUGUGCCUACCUCAGCCUGCUGCUGACCCUCCUGCUGCUGCUGCUCCUGAUGGGGGUCCGCAUGUGGCUGCAGGGCCGCCGCAGGGCCCGCCGGGCCCAGGACGGAGGCCCCGCCGUGGCCUUCUUCCACCCGUACUGUAACGCGGGAGGAGGCGGGGAGAGGGUGCUGUGGUGCUCCCUGAGGGCCCUCAUGAACCGAUACCCGGGCGUCUCCUUCGUGGUGUACACUGGAGAUCAGGGAGUGACGGGGGAGCAGAUUCUGGAAGGAGCCCGACAGCGUUUCAACAUCACGCUGCCUCGACCAAUCAGCUUCAUCUUCCUGCGUCACCGCGUGCUGGUGGAGGCGACUUCCUACCCUCACUUCACCCUGCUGGGUCAGAGCGCCGGGUCCAUGUUCCUGGGCUGGGAGGCUCUGACAGCCUUCGUUCCUGACCUGUAUGUGGACUCGAUGGGUUACGCCUUCACCCUGCCGAUCUUCCGUUACCUGGGCGGCUGUAAGGUGGCAAGCUACGUUCACUAUCCCACCGUCAGCACCGACAUGCUGUCAGUGGUCAGAGAGAGGAACCCAAGAUUCAACAACGCUGACUUCAUCUCCAGGAACCCCAUGCUGAGCGCGGUGAAGGUGGUGUACUACUGCUGCUUCGCCCUGCUGUACGGCCUCGCCGGCUCCUGCAGUGAUGUCAUCAUGGUGAACUCCACCUGGACACUGGGACACAUCCUGGCUCUGUGGCGUUCGCCAAACCGCACCAGCGUCGUCUAUCCGCCCUGCGACGUCAGAGCCUUCCUGGACGUCCCACUGGAGGAGGAUGAUGAAGAUGACGUGGAGGAGGGCUGGGAGGAGCUGGGACAGGAGCUGGGGAGCGGAGAGGAGAAGGACGGACGAGGAGGAGACAGGAAGUGUCACUCCAUCGUGUCGGUGGGUCAGUUCAGACCGGAGAAGGACCACCGGCUGCAGAUCAGAGCCUUCCACAAACUGCUGGACAGGAAGGAGGGGGGGCUGGGGGGACGGGAGUCUCUGCGGCUGGUGCUGAUUGGUGGAUGUCGGAACCAGGAGGAUGAGGAGCGGGUGCUUCUGCUGCGGGGGCUCUGUGACGAGCUGGGCGUGUCCGACCGGGUCAGCUUCAAACUUAACGUGCCCUUCGAGGAGCUGAAGAGAGAGCUGGUGGACGCCACCAUCGGCCUGCACACUAUGUGGAACGAACACUUUGGGAUAGGUGUGGUGGAGUGUAUGGCUGCAGGCACCAUUGUUCUGGCUCAUAAAUCCGGCGGGCCGAAGCUGGACAUCGUGGUCCCGUAUGAAGGAGGACAGACGGGCUUCCUGGCCGACAGUGAGGACAGCUAUGCUGCUGCCAUGGAAACCAUCCUGACGCUGUCUCCGUCUGCCAGGCUUGAGAUCAGACGAAACGCCCGGCGCUCUGUUGAGAGAUUCUCCGACCAAGAGUUUGAGUUCUGUUUCCUGGCAGCGACGGAGUCCCUGAUGACCAGACUGGAGCGAUGAAGAGGAGCCUGGCCUGGAGUCCACCACGAACCAGGACCUCAUCUGUCCUGGGUGUUAUUAGUCUACACAUGUAUGGAGUGAAGCAGUGAGAGUCAGAUCUAAACUUCAGCACCGUCAGUGACGUGUGACAUGAUUCGUCAUACAACAUUUGAACAAGAGAAGAAGGAGAAGCUCCUGCUGGACUCAGAGCUUCUUAUCCACUGACAUGAAGAAAAACUAAUCAGGACGAGGUUCACCAAAUUCAGUGACUUUGCAAGUGUCAGACUCAGGUGUUUGAUUCUCACCUGGUGACAGGAUUGAUGGAAGGAAGAGGACUUGUUACAGACACACAGAAAGAUAAAGUUUGUCCUGUCUUGUAUUGAAGGUGAGCAGCAGUUCAGUUAACAUGAUGCAGUGAUUCAAACAUGAAGUCACAUCAUGUUCAUCAUCAAACUGUUGAUGUGACGUCGGGUUAAAGUUUAGCAGAGAUGAGCUUCAGGGAAGUUUGAUCAGUUAACUCGCUGUCUCUUCUACGUGUCUUUAAAUAACCUGUUUUGUAGUUUUUCUUCUCUUUUCAUUAUGCUGUGCUGAAAGUUCCCCCUUGUUUUCAGUCUUUGUGCUAAGCUAGGCUAGUGUGCAUCAUCUGGUCUGACUCUGGUGACAGACAGGAAGUAUUUCUGACAAUUUGUUCCUUUUAAGGUGUUUAAAUAAAGUUACAUUCCAAACUGAGCUACAGCUUUACAUCCAGUGGACAGUGAUGUGAUCAUAGUUCAGUGAAGACGUGUCAGGAUUCCUGAACUGACAGAAAAGGCUUGUAAAGGUAUUUUUUCAUCAGUGAAAUGAAAACUUGCUGUGUUUUGUGUUGAGCUGAAGGCCAAAUGUCUCUAACUGAACUGUUGUUUCACUUCCUGUUUGCGAUGAGUUCCAGCCAUGGAGAUAUGAUCGUGUGCAAAAUAUCAAAGAAUCUUUAUUUUAAAAUACAUUAUUAAUAUUUAGGUCUGUUAAUGUAGAGGAACUCAACAAUACUGCAAUAAAUACAAUCAUCAAA
This is a messenger RNA of Acanthopagrus latus (yellowfin seabream), 2701 nucleotides long. RefSeq names its product GDP-Man:Man(3)GlcNAc(2)-PP-Dol alpha-1,2-mannosyltransferase-like. Gene Ontology annotation, cellular component: endoplasmic reticulum membrane. Gene Ontology annotation, molecular function: GDP-Man:Man(3)GlcNAc(2)-PP-Dol alpha-1,2-mannosyltransferase activity. Gene Ontology annotation, biological process: protein N-linked glycosylation. The record is from RefSeq and is a predicted model, not a curated record. The transcript is spliced from 6 exons. Lineage: Eukaryota; Metazoa; Chordata; Actinopteri; Spariformes; Sparidae. The coding region runs from base 97 to 1674 and encodes 525 amino acids.